CUCAGAAUGUGUAAUAUUCGGCAGGUCGCGGACUGGCUGCACUCAGAGGACAAAAUAGUAUUGGAACGUGAAGAUUUGUUUGUUAUCGAGAGAAGAAAGGGACAAAACAAAAGCGUUUGGUGAUUUCUCGCUCUUUGUUUUUGGUGAGAAAUGACGUGUAGAGGGCAAGAGGGUGACGGCCGCCAGGUGUAAGACUGCUGGUGGCAACAGUGACGGUGUUGGGACUGUCUCAAGUGAAAAUAUUGAUGGUGUGUGACUGAGUGGAGGUCUUUUGUCUUGGUGAUCAGCUGUGUGAUGACCGAGCUGAGAGGCCUGUGACCCUGUCGCUGGCACAUUCCCCCCUUCUCUCUGACCACCCCGGGCUCGGGAUCUUACUCCUCACGCGUCUAACAACCCACACUACAAACAAACCACAUUUCUAAGAAUAUCCGCCAUUAGAACCUACAAAAGUAUGGUAUGCAUAUUAAGGCCUCGAAGCUUAAGACUGGAGUUAAGGAAUGUUUUUUGAGCAUCAUUUGAAACUGGCUCAACAGCUGCUCCUGUGGCAUGAAGAUCUGGCUUGAGACUAUGAAAAAGCUUGGCUCUAAACUGAAAAACUUAAGAUUAUUUAGAACUCCAGUUAAAUGGCAGUCAAAAUUAAUCUUACAUGAAAAUGUAUGGUCUUAACAAUGAAAUACAGUAUGAUAAAAAUCUGUGAGUGAUUUACAAGAUAGUGCAUUGGCCUUGUAAUUCUGAAUGUAAUGCAGAUGAAAAUAAGCAGCAUUAAGUAUUUUUCAGUCAUAAGUUGGAAAAUAUGACUAGAGUGUGGAAGAUUUGCCCUAGCCAUCUGCAGGACAAAAAAUUUGUGUGGCAGGAGACUGUCCCAAUUUGGAAAUUGUGUCCCAGUAGUACCUGCAGUUUUCUAGCCUAAGGAGCUUGUGCAUUGUGGCCACCAACUGUAAGUGCCUGUCCUACUCCUCUUCCUUUUCCUCAUCCUUAUCUUCUUCUUCCCCCUCCUCUUGUGACUCUUCGUCCUCCUCUUCCACCCCAUCCACUUUGUCCUUUUCUUCAUCCUAUUCCUCUUGCCUCUUUUCCUCUGUCUCUUCUCCACCUUUCUCUUCCUCCACAUCCUGGGCCCCACCACGCUGCACCAUUACAGCUCAACAAAUGUUUGAUUGGGAGGAAGGGGAUCGUUUCUCCUUUGAGGACUCGGAGCGAUUUGAAGAGGACUCAUUAUGUAGCUGGAUCAGCGAGCCCGAGUCCCUCUGCAACAACUGGAGGGGUUGGAAGCGUUCUGAAAAAAUUGCUUCCCUCCUAUAUGGCCGUGCUAGAGACCAAGAUGGCGGAGUACAUUCACUCACAGAGAUGUGUGCACGCACAGUGGCAGCACAUAUCCCUUUUGAAGUGGUGGAGCAGAUGAUGCCACCUGUCCCUGAACAAUUGCAGCUUCUUAUUGCAUUUUGGAGUUUCCCAGAAAAUGAAGAAGACAUUCGGCUCUAUAGCUGCUUGGCUAAUGGAAAUGCUGAUGAAUUUCUCCGUGGAGAAAAUCAUUACAAACACAAGAGUGUUCAUGAUCCCCUACAAAUUGGGUUUCACCUGAGUGCAACUGUAGUAGUAUCUUCAUCUGGUACAAAAGGACAGUUUAAUGUGGCUGUUACAUUUGACCGAGGCAGGAUCACCACCUGCAACUGUACCUGUUCAGCAAAUGCCUCUUGGUGUUCCCAUGUGGUGGCUGUAUGCCUUCACAGAAUUCACCAGCCAAGCCAGGUUAAGCUUCGUGCCCCAGUCAGUGAGUCAUUAUCGAGACUACAAAGAGACCAGCUGCAAAAAUUUGCUCAGUACCUCAUCAGUGAAUUGCCACAGCAAAUUUUACCUACUGCACAGCGACUCAUUGAUGAAAUCCUCUCUAGUCAGACAUCUGAUAUCAACACUGUUUCUGGAGCUCCGGAUCCAACUGCAGGUGGCUCGGCAAAUGAACAGAUGGCCUGGUGGCUGGAUGAAAGCAAUUUACAUGAAAAUAUUCACAAAAUCUUGGUCAAAUUUUGUGUUCCAUCACCAAUUGUCUUCAGUGAUGUCAACUAUCUUAGUUCAACUGCACCACCUGUUGCGGCAGAAUGGGCAUCAUUGUUGCGGCCAUUGAGAGGACGUGAGCCUGAAGGAAUGUGGAAUCUACUUUCUAUUGUCCGUGAAAUGUUCAAAAGAAAUGACCGAAACUCCAUCCCAUUAUUAGAAAUAAUCACAGAAGAAUGCUUAGCGACUGAGAAGAUCUUGGUGUGGUGGGUGAAUACAAAGGUUGCACUACACUUGGGCAGUUCUGGCCAUGGAGGUAAAAACAACAUGAACUCCAAUAGCCAUGGGAGUCAGUAUGCCUGCUCGUCACUCUGUGAUGAGAUUGUUGUCUUGUGGCGCUUGGCAGCACUCAACCCAGCACUCUCGCCUCAGGAAAGAGAACAACUUAUUGUACAAUUUAAAGGAUGGCAUCUUAAGGUUUUAGAGAAAGUUGCUAAAAGCAAAGAGGCAGGGAGUAGCAGUGGCAGCGGAAGCAACAAGCGAGUCACUGAUGGAGAUGUUUUUCCAGGGUUUAAACCUUCAUUAGAAGCAUGCCAGCUUGACUGGAGUGAUUAUCCUCUUCCAGGUGUCACAUAUUCACGUACAGCAUCUCGAUACUACUGCCCAGUUAUGUGUUUUAGACAUGAUUCUCGACAUGAGUCUCAAGCUGCACCCAUUUCUGCCCCACAUCCAAGAAAUCCAGCCUCACAUGCUGGACCAAAGCGUCCUUCUGAGCGCCGUGUGUUAAUUAGUCCUGGAAAUCCUGGUGAUCUUGACAACCUUCCAGGAAAUGUUCCACUUGCUGGUCCCAGGCACAGUGGCCAUCGUAGUAGUAGUGUUAGCAGUGAGGGAUUUUGCGAUAAUGACAUGGGACGAGACAGUGACUCGCCACCAGAUCAACGAUCUCCAGAGCAAGUUGAUUCAGGUCAAGUGUCACGUCAGAGUUCCAGAGAAGAGCGCCCCAUGGCUGCACUUGGAUUAGUAGCUGUCGUUGGACGCUCUAGAGAUGAGCGUGACAAGUCUUCCCCUGAUGAUGGUGGGGUUGAAUCUGACUGGUCAGGUGUAGCUGAGCCAGUUAGACAUCAGAGAAGUCGAGGAGGUAAUAGAGGACAGCGGUCAAGAGACCUCCAUGGAACAGAUGAAUAUGAAGUGUAUAUGUACAAUGCCAACUUGGUAGGAGAUGGAAAUAUGGGUAAUGAUGGUGGAGUUUGUAGUAGAGGAGCAGAAAUUUUUAGCAAUCUUAAAAAAUUAGAAGAUCCCCUUGAAAUAUUGUUUGCCCGAGCAGAAGGCUUACAUGCACAUGGUCAUCUUCAGGAGGCUUCAGAACUUGCAGUACAGCUUUCCCAUGAGUUACUGGCUAAUCCUCCAAAUUUGAUGAUAGACAUUCCACCUCCUCCCAGUAAGGGAAAACGUAAGAAGGUGAACCCUGCAUCUCAUCACUUAACGUGUUUGGCCUCGGCUACCUUGGGAAAAUGUGCCUUCCUCUGUACUGUUUUAGCAGAAAAUCCUGAACACACCCAUUUAGCUUUCCAAGUAGCCAUGUUUGGCCUGGAAAUGGCACGGCCUCCAGCGUCCACAAAGCCCCUUGAGGUAAAAUUAGCUAACCAGGAGAGUGAUCUAGUGGCCCUCCUUAAACGCCUACCUCUUGGGCCAUUAGAAUUGGCUGUGAUUCGUGACAAGGCAGAAAAGAUGAGAUCAGGCAUGCUCAAGACCCGAGGUGAAGCACUCCUACCACUGAUGUUGGCAUCCUUCCUUUUUGAUGCUCUUGUUAUUGCUGGAACAGCUAAAGGUUGUAUUGGAGGACAAAGUUACCGCCAGCCUCUGGAUGAAACACUUGGUUUUGAUGCUGCUGUUGCUGCAAUUGGUAUGAAAGCCAAUGUUUGUGAGGCUGACCAUCCUCUUCUCUGUGAAGCCACCAGAAGACAGAGAGGAGAGUUAGCACUUACUCUCUUGACACACUACAAGGAUGACCAAGAUCGACUGGCUCGCAUUAUGGACAAGCUUCUGGAUAAGGAAGUCCAUCAGAUGUAUAAAGCUCCUUCCUUACCCACAUAUUAUGUCAAUAAUGCUCCUUGUCAGACGAGCAGUAGUGGAGUUGAUGGUGAAUCAGGCAGUAUUCGAGUUGCAGAGUCUCCUGGUGGGAGCACAGUUUCUGGUGGCACGAUUACAUUACCUCCAAUGCAGGGAAUUCACAUGGGAGUGCCACAUGCUGGCCGCCCAAAUCAGACAGCAGGCUCUAUGCAUCAACAAGCUUCACAGCAGUGUUUGCAGAGACAGCAUUCUUCAGGAAUAUCAGGAGCUGAUGUGGAAGGGUCCAUGGUUCGUCUAAGCCUCUCCCCGUCCCAACCCUUAGGUGGGGCACGACCCAAGGAUGGACCACCUUCCAGGUUUAUUGAGGGUGAGGAAGGCGAGAGCCCCAGUUGGGAGGAUGAUUACAAAGCAUGGGAAGAGAAAUGUGCUGUGGGCAAGCAACGAAAAAAGCGGGCCCCGGCGUGUACCUUAGAAACUACCUCAUCUGGUGUAGAAGAUAAUUCACCAACUCCUGUUCGGUGUGUAGCGUGGAUCAAGUCAACUGGACCCGGCUCAGACUCGGGCUCCUCUGGCAAUUCCUCUGAUAGUAUAGGUUCAUUUUCUAGUGGUGACAAAAUCUGCAGCCUAGAAGUAAACAAACCAGUUGAAUCUCCACCACUUGGAUUUUCAUUGGUUCGGCCGGUUCAACAACCAACUCCUGAAAGCACUGCAGCACAGCCUAGACCACAGCCAGCAUAUGGAAAAGGUGUUCGCUUUAAGGGUAAAAGAGCAUACCCUACUGUUCCCAAUCAGCCAUCAGAAGCAAGUGCUUAUUUCAUGUUUGAAUUGGCUAAAACAGUGCUAAACCGAGCUGGGGGUAAUAGCAGUACGUCACUGUUUACACAGGCUAGCAGUUCCCAGAACCACAGAGGUCCUCAUCGACCACUGCACAUGUGUGCAUUCCAGAUUGGUCUUUAUGCUCUUGGCCUACAUAAUUGUGUCAGCCCCAACUGGCUCUCGAGGACAUACUCAUCUCAUGUCUCAUGGAUUACAAGCCAAGCAGUUGAGAUUGGUUCAUCAGCAGUGUCAUUUUUGAUUGACACUUGGGAAGGACAUUUAACUCCUCAGGAGGCAGCAUCUAUUGCUGAUCGUGCAUCUCGUGGCAGAGAUGCUCUCACUAUAAGAGCAGCAGCAAGACUAGCACUAUCUUGCUUACCCCAUGCUCAUGCACUCAAUCCAAAUGAAAUUCAAAGAGCAAUCAUACAGUGCAAAGAGCAGAGUGAUGCUAUGCUGGAAAGUGCCUGCCUUGCAGUAGAGGGUGCAGCAAAGGGCGGCGGUGUAUAUCCUGAGGUCCUGUUCUCAGUGGCCCGACGAUGGUACGAGAUUUAUGAAACUCGCACUCGUCACCAGGCCCGACAUCAAGCCAGAACGGGGGGUUGCCACCAUGCAGUGGUAGAUCAACCCUUUGUUGAUCCUGGAGGAGCUCAUGACCUUCCUCUGCCACCACCACCUCCAAUUAAUCCUCCUACUCCACCCAGUCAGCAACAGCAGCAACAGCAACAGCAACAACAACAGCAGCAGCAGCAGCAGCAGCAGCAACCACCACCACCCCUUCAACAAAUGGACCAACAGGCUCAGCAAGGACUUCAUCCACCGGUUUCUGUUGGAGUGACUGGGAAUGGUGGUAAUGGCACAAUAGUAGGAGUUACUGGGUACCCAGUAGCUGCAACAGCACCCUCUGUUCCCUAUGGCAUACCUGGCAUUCCUUACCCUCUUGGCUACAACUACAUCCAGGGGUUAACUACCAGUGUAUCCUGCAUCAAUCCUCAAAUGCCUAUGCAGAUGUACAUCCAGCCACCUGGUGUUCCUUUUAGUGGAGCACAAGGGGUAUCCCAACCUUUGCUGCCUCCACCACCUCUCCAGUACUACCCUCCAGUGUCUAUACCCUCCACACUUGCACAGAAUGGAAUGCCAGGGAAUGGAGGACUGGCUGCAAGUCUUUCUUCAGGUGUACCAGGGGGACAACAGAGCCUGAAUACUCAGCCACCUCCUCUUACUGCCGGUCCACCUCCUCUCUCUCAACAACCUGCACUCCUGCCAGGCAAUACUCCUCCAACACAGGGCUUCUACUCACUACCUUACUCGGGUGGAGUUGGUAGUGGAGGUGUCUCAACAGCUGGGUUUAUAGGAGGUCCUCAGCCAGGUGCUCUGCUCUCAUGGGUCAGAGCCCAAGGUCCUCACAUCGUCCAACAUUCACCUCACCAGGCCCAGCUUCCUCCACGGCCCACUUCACAACCACAGCAACAGGUUGGUGGUCUAGUUGGUGGUCAGCAGGUGAAUAAUACUGGUUCUAUGCACUAUUUGCUAAGUUCUUACCGUGUUGGUAUGUUAGCACUGGAAACUCUAGCCAGGAGAGUCCAUGAUGAUAGACCGCAAGCAAAAUACGCCCGAAAUCCACCUUACGGAGAGGACGUUAAAUGGUUGUUAGGAGUGGCUAAAAAGCUCGGUCAGCAAUACCUCCAUCAGUUUUGUAUGUGCUCAGUGAACAGUGUAGUGUCACCAUUUGUUCUGCAAGAGCUGGCAGUGGAAGCAGCACAUUAUUUAGCUCGCCAUUCACCUGCAUUAUUUCACCAGCAAUUAAGAUCACCCAUCUUACAACCUCUUGUGCAGAAGUGCCAGCAAAUGUUCCUCCAGUGUACCCAUCUCAAAAUGUACUAUAUUACUCCAACGGAAUAUGAUGAAUUCAUAUCCAUUAUCCUUGCUGCUCGCUCGGCAUACCAAAUGACUCCAGGUGGAAUGGUCCAGUUUAAUGAACUCUUGCAGGCUCUCAGAAGGUCCAAGUCAUGUAAGAAAGAGCUGUGGACAAGAAUCACAAAUGCACUUCAACAGUCAGCACCAGUAUGACCUCAGUCUUGUCUAGGUCCUUCUGGAGAAAGCUGGGGAAGCGCAUCAGUGGUAAGACAUGGUGUUUCACUAAUGUGAGUGAAUUAAGGUAUCAGUGACAUGUAGUUGUCCCUUUACAUUAUGAACUGAAACUCUUGUGAUGAUUUGCAAUUUAUUUGUAAUGUUUAAAAAACAAAAUUACCUAAAGAAAAAGUGUGAACUAGAUUAACAUUUAACUUUUAACUGUUAGAUAGAAAUUAACAUUACAAGGGGUCUUGAAAGGUUAAUUUAAAUCUUAUGUUUUUGCAGCUGAAAAAUCCUUCAUUGCAGCUAUAAAGAAAAGUAUCUUAUUCUGUUGGCAGAAACAUUGUCUACAAAUUUUUGUGAAAUAUCCAUAAAUACUGAACAUCAAAAAAAAAAAGAAAAAAAAAUUAUAUACAUUAUACAGUGUGUGUAUGUAUGUAUGUAUGUAUGUAUAUAUAUAUAUAUAUAUA
Messenger RNA from Procambarus clarkii (red swamp crayfish), 7415 nucleotides. RefSeq names its product zinc finger SWIM domain-containing dorado. Gene Ontology annotation, molecular function: zinc ion binding. Lineage: Eukaryota; Metazoa; Arthropoda; Malacostraca; Decapoda; Cambaridae. Gene Ontology annotation, cellular component: Cul2-RING ubiquitin ligase complex. The record is from RefSeq and is a predicted model, not a curated record.